Molecule: messenger RNA, 3705 nt
Organism: Drosophila ananassae
Lineage: Eukaryota; Metazoa; Arthropoda; Insecta; Diptera; Drosophilidae
Gene: RhoU
Product: nuclear receptor corepressor 2
Exons: 7
Coding region: 582-2501 (639 amino acids)
Biological process (GO): small GTPase-mediated signal transduction
Molecular function (GO): GTPase activity; GTP binding
Source: RefSeq, a predicted model, not a curated record
UUUUUGGUAUUUCAAAGUAAAGCGGAAAUGGUAUCCACAAUCGUACAAGGAGCUGCACAAUUUCAGGUAUCAACAACAGGUAUAAUCAAGCUGCUCGAGCGGAAAAGGUGUGCGGGAUCGCGUCGCGUCGCGUUGCAGUUACAUAUUUCGUAUUUCGUUUCGAUUGCUGGCCGUUGUUUUGAUGUUUUUUUUUUCUUUUUUCUGUGACGCUAAAGCGGUACUGAGUCGAUUGGCGUAGCGACGCCGCCACAACAGACUCUGCAUUUCUACAUACAAGCUUGUGCAAGUUGCGCCUGCGCGCAGGUGUUGAACACCCUUUAAGAAAUCGUUUAAAAAAAGUAAAUACUCCCCCCAUUCAUGGUGAAAUUGUGAAUGACAGUUAAAAUUAAUAUUGUUGUGGUCUUUUGGUUUUCUGCUUCAAGAAUCGAAUGGAACUGGAUCUGGAAUCAACAAGCAAUUAUUUGGAAUAGCGUUCGAGUGGAUCUGAGCCCGGCAACUUGCGUCGUUGGAGGCGCCCCCAACUGUCACGGCGCCAGUGGGCGAUAGUCUAAUUGAAAAAGUUCUGCGGCCAGCCGGCGAGGAUGACUGUGAAGCUGGCGAAGCUGUUCGGCCGCCGCCGCAGCAACACGGAGGCGCACGAGGACCUGCAGCAGCAUCAGCAGCAGCAUCAGCAGCAGCAUCAGCAGCAGCAUCAGCAGCAGCACCAGCAACAGCAACAGCAGUUGCACCAGCAGCAACAGCAACUCCAGCAUCUGCAGAACCAGCCCCCGCCUCUGCCCCCGCUGAACGCCAACAUGAAGAGCCUGAAGUACCUGGAGCACCUGCGCUCCAGCUACCGCUGCCAGCAGCCCGAGGAGGACGACGAGGAGGACAACGUGUCCCUCAGCUCGGCCUGCAUGCAGCGCAACCAUCCGUACAACAACUCGCAGCGGCCCCUCCUCGGCGACCGCCGCCCCCAGCUGACAGUGGUGGGGGGCGCGGGGGGCAAGAAGGGCAAGGCGGGCGCCGGUCUCGCCCCCUCAGCCAUCUCGGCCAUGUCGGCCCUGGCCCCGCUGUCCCCGCCGCCCCCGCAGCGCAGCUACAUCUCGCCGUACGUGCAGCAGCAGAAGCGGGACAGCGCCCGGGGACUCCAUGGCUUCAACGACUUCGACGCCCUCUCGCAGCACCACCUGCAGAGCCCCCCGCUGCAGAGCGGCUACCCCUACGGCAGCCCGCCCUCGCCCACCGCCAAGUCCAGCGACUUCUGCUUCGACCGCCCGGGAGAGGGGCUGAACGCCAACGCCCCCGCCCUGCAGAGGUCCAUCGUGGACGUGUCCCUGUCAAGCGACUGCAGCACGGCCGCCUCCUCGCCGUCGCGCUACUUCCACCAGGAGGUGCCCAAGCCGACUCCGGUGCCCCCGCCCGUCGCGGUGCACCAGCCCGCCCCGGCCCAUCCGAUCGUGUCCAGCGGCAGCGCCUCGCCGCCGGGCUACUUCCCCAAGGAGCUGCCCCAGACGCCUCUCUCUUCAUUGGCUCCUCCGGCAGCCCCGCCAGUGGCUCCCCGGGUGCCCCCCAAGGCGCCCUCUCCAGUGUACGCCUCCCGCUUCGAGGACGACUUCUGUAUGCGACGCCCUGUCCUGAACACGUUCCACCAGUCGCCUCCGCCUCCUGCCCCAGCUGCAGGACACAAGGGCAAGGACGGGCCCUUCAUCUUCGGCAUUGAUCCGGAGGAGCAGGCCACCGACUACGGACUGCUCUCAGACUCGCCCUCGCCCCAGAUGAGCAAGAGUCCCUUGCAACAGUCCCUGAGCGACACCAGCGCUGCCAGCAGCGGCCGCGGCUCCCGGUUCCUACUGCGGAAGCGCAAGUCCAAGAAGGCUCCCGCCGCCGACGAGGACCCCAAAUCUGAGAAAAACUCCAAAAAGGCUGACAAACGCAAGGAGCCGUCGGUCAAGUGCGUCGUUGUGGGCGACGCCGCCGUGGGAAAGACGAGCCUGAUCCAGUCGUAUCUGGAGAACCGCUUCAAUCACGAGCACGUACCCACGGCCUCGGACAUUUAUAAUGCCGACGUCAAUGUGAACGAGAGUCCUGUCCACGUGACCCUCUGUGAUACCUCCGGGCAGGACACCCUGGAUCCGCUGCGCGAGCUCUGCUACCCGGACAGCGACGUCUUCCUGCUGUGCUUCUCGGUGGUCAGGCCGGACUCCUUCCAGGCCAUCAAGGACAAGUGGGCCCCGAAGUUCGCCAAGUCGAAGGCCUCCCUGAUCCUGGUGGGAACGCAGGCCGACUUGCGCACCAACCGGAAUGUCGUCAACAAGCUCAAGACAAGCGGCGAGAAAGCAAUUUCGUAUGUCGACGCCUGGGAUUUGGCAACAUCAAUUGGCGCCAAAUACAUCGAGACUUCGUCAGCCACACAGGACAAAGUCAAGGAUCUCUUCGACACAGCCAUUUGGGAGGGACUGGCUCCCACCACGCUGCCGCCCACGCCCUCGUUCUGGAGGAAGCUCUUCUGCCUGGCCUGAGAACCGGAAACUCCACUCGACGCGCCACGGCGAGCUGGAAAACUCAUUUUUUGUUACACUCAUCAUGCUACGACUUCUCGCGGGGAACACCUUUUAUCUCCGACCGGAAGCAGCAGGCGGCAACUCAACAUGCGCCGGUGGAACUCUAAUUUGCUAGCAUAGACUUCUAUUUAAGACUCUUCAUAUUCGAAAAAUGUUCGUUAGAAUCCCUAAUCGGAUUGCUCCCUCCAUUUAACUAUUUUGUGCUUCUAAUAACGACAAGUGGUGUUGACAAAUGUUUAACUUGAAUCCUUAAAUGACAAAUUAAGUUUGUGCAAAUAUGUACUGCUCAUUAGGACCACCUUUGUUACUAAAAUUGUUAGCUGGAACCCCUAGGUGGGAAAGUUCUACCAACUCCACGAGAGAGGACUUCGUUUUUUCAUAUCUGAACUGUUAAUAAAACUACUUAUGUCAAGAAUUUGUUAUUAGAAUGCCGAGUCGGAGAACCCCUCAGUUGCACUCAUGUGAGGAUGAAACUUAAAUUUUUUUGCAAAACCCCUUACUUUUAUAAACAAAUGUUAGUUGUACCGUUGUGUUUCCAGUUACGACUUCUUGUAUUGAACAACUUAGUUAGUUAGUUGCUUAUAUUAUCUUGUUUAGCCAGUGCUAUCAGUGACUUGGAUGCACACAGACUGAUUUACCUUUUAAUUUACCCCUAAUGGAAUCUUAAUUUAUGUAGUUACUUGGUAUAUAUAGAAAAUUUAUAGAUUUGAGUUUUUUUUCGAUUUUAUUUAAUAUUAGUUUUCUGUAAUUAGAGCUAGUUCGAUAGGCCUUUUUGUAUCGCCCAGACCCACAGAAAUGUUAAAACAUCAUUCCAUUUACCAUUAGCGAGUAGUUUCUAAGAAAUCAUAAACUUCAAACAAUGUAAAUCGAUGGCAACAUCAAAUAAAAGCGCAUCACAAAAACGUAAACAAACCGUUUCAAAAGUUAUUUCACUCGUUUCAGUCGAUUCGCGUCGAAAUCCGACCUAAAACGGCGAAAACACCACAAAACAAUUCAAAUUUGCCGCUUUGAGUCGAGUUGUGUCACCCGCCAUUUUAUAAUUCGCAACCGGUUCAAGCGCGGAAAAGUAUAAAUAGAGCGUCGCUGCACCGGGGUCCUCUUGCAAAAACCUUAAGAACUCUGCCAUUUUCCAUCCGAUUUGGAUGGGAGUAGUCUUAAACGA